AUGAAAGUAAUGAGUAAUGUUGCAAAUACUAAUAAUAUGAAUCAAUUUGGUCCUUCUUCAUUCACAUCUACAACUACCUCAGCAACAGUUCCAUCAUCAUUAUCAUCAUCAGCACUUGCAACAUCUACAACUGCAGCCUCAGCAACCUCUAAUAGUGUUGCUGGAGUGAAUCCUCAAUUACCCUUCUCACAACAUUCACUCUUCUCUGGAGUGGUUCCUUCAUCGAGUGCAACAUCAGCAAAUUCUCAUUUACAAGCAAAUCAAAUAGGAGUAGUUUCAAAUGUAACACCACUCGAAGAUACUAAUAUGAACUCAAAUAGUGGUUUUGACUUUCUCUCAAUGAAUCCAUUCUCAAAUCCUAACGAUCCCUUUCAAUUGGGAUCUAGUGGUACUCAACCACAAAGUGUCGUCAAUCAAUCCUCUUCUGGAUUAGUUUCUUCUAUGAAUCAAUCUUCCCAAGGAGGGUUUGGUAAUAGAGAAAGAAGACUCUCUUCAAUUUUCGAUAUUGAAAAUUCAAGAGAUUCUUUGGAAGGAGGAAUAGGACUCUUUGGUUCCAAUAAUGUUUUUAAUGCAACCAAUAAGGAAGAUAGUUGCUUCUCUUUUGGUGAACAUACUCUAAGCGAUAAGAAGAAUGAUAUUGGAGAGUAUGAUAAUUCCUUGUUCAGUUUUAUGGAACAGAGAAGAUAUUCUAAAGUAGCCGAAACUAAUACAACCGUUCCUCUCAAUGCAGGAAGUGCUCUAAUUCCACAAAAAACUGAUCAGUUUCCACUUCCUCCACUAUCAUCUCCUCUUCUAGGUACUGUAAAUAAUGAAAAUGAAUUCAAGUUUCCAUCAAGAGAUUUACUAGACGAAUCUUCCAAAUUAUCUUUCGCCUCCACUGGCAAAUCUCUAACCUGCACUUCAUCCACUAGUCAACCUCAACAAAGAAACCUCUCCUUCAACGAAUUGUACAAUAAUCCAUUCAAUUAUGAUGCAUUAAAUUCUAACAACCAAACAACCAUGCAAAAACUUCUCAACAUGCAACAAAUAAUUCUCAAUAAUCAAGAAAGAAUUCAACAAAAUUCAUACGUUGAUCCAAGUUUGAUGAAACAAGCACAACAGCAACAACAACCAACUGAUCAACAAUUGGUUUGGAACUCUAUUAUGAAUGCUCAGAGAACAAAUGAAAGAUUUCUUGCUGAGAAUAUAUUUAAUGCUCAAUUUAAUCAAAAUGCUUUUCUUAAUAAGGAGAAUCCACUUUUAGAGAAACAUGUUCCACUAAAUACCAUUGCUGUUCAAUCACAUUCACUAAACAAUACUCCAAGAUCUAAUGAUAGUUGCAAUAUUGGUUUUAUGAGUCAUCAUCCUAGUUAUCAAUUUGGUUCAAAUAGCCAAAAGUCAAUUGACAAUCAAAAGUCAAAUCAACCUAGUCAACCAGCAGUUACUAAUUCACCAUCCAACUCAAAGAAUAGAAAAAAGAGAAAGGCGAAAGAAGGCACACCUGAAAAGAAGAAAAAGAUCAAAUCUCAAGGUCAUUCCUCAGAAUCUCAACUCUCCAAUCAAGAAAUUAUUCUUGCCAGUUCAUCACAAUUCGACUUUGAUGAGAAAUCUCAACCCACUAAAAUUCUACCAGAAGAUAGCAAUGCAGCACUAUUAGAUGAUGAUUCCAAUGAUUCAUCUGAUUCCAAUCAAAAGAAAUUCUGCUUUAGAAAUCUCAUUGUUGAAAAAUCAUCAAAAAAGAUGAAAUUUGUCAACUCUGACAUUAAGGAAGAAGGAGUCAACCAAGGAGCUUGGUCAGAAAGAGAACACCAAGCAUUCCUCAGAGGUUUAAAGGACUUGGGUUAUGGUAAAUGGAGAGAAAUCGCUGACAGAUAUGUCAAAACCAGAACUAGAAUUCAAGUUGCCUCUCACAGUCAAAAGUAUCAUCAAAGAUUAGAAAGACAUGCAAAGAAAAAGAAGAAAUUGCAAAAGAAUACCACCACCAAUAAUCAAACUGAACCACAGGAAGAUGAUAUGAUUCUUCAACAUGAUACCAUUCACUCUGAUGAAUAA
Naegleria gruberi is the source of this 2031-nucleotide messenger RNA. RefSeq lists its product as uncharacterized. The transcript has a single exon. NCBI's taxonomy places the organism in Eukaryota, Heterolobosea, Eutetramitea, Acrasida, Naegleriidae. The record is from RefSeq and is a predicted model, not a curated record. The coding region runs from base 1 to 2031 and encodes 676 amino acids. Gene Ontology annotation, molecular function: DNA binding.